This is a messenger RNA of Aspergillus ibericus CBS 121593, 750 nucleotides long. RefSeq lists its product as uncharacterized. The coding region runs from base 226 to 627 and encodes 133 amino acids. The record is from RefSeq and is a predicted model, not a curated record. Lineage: Eukaryota; Fungi; Ascomycota; Eurotiomycetes; Eurotiales; Aspergillaceae. Gene Ontology annotation, molecular function: nuclease activity. The transcript is spliced from 2 exons.
UCGCAUCAUCACUCCCUCACUCAUCCCCCUCUCUCUCUCGCUCGUCUUGCUGCUCCCCUCCCCUCCACCCCUCUCUCCCUCUUCCUCAUUGACCUCUUUCUCCCUACUUCCUCACCCCACCUACUCCUGUUUUUAAUCUCCCCUCCCUUCCUCCUCCCCACCGGGCUCUCCAUGCCUGGUAUCGGCUCCGGCGUCUAAGUCCGUGACACAGCUUCAGUUUGAACCAUGCCGAUCCGUCCGUUGGAUGAAUGGGCCGCUACCCGCACCCAAUCCCUCCCCCUCUCAGCUCUCAAAGGAGCGGCUGUCGGUAUCGAUGCGUCGCACUACAUUUCUCAACACCUCCUCCAACCCUCCACACGCGAACCCCUUCUGAUCGCCCUGGGUGGAUUCCCAUUUGCACUGAAGAGCAACAUCGAGAAAGAACUGCAGGUGUAUAAGGAUCUGGGCGUGACCUGUAUUUUCGUGUUCAAUGGUCUCGACUUUGGCAAAAAGGAUCAACGACCCCACGUGCAGCAGGAGUCGGUCCGGGCAUUCGAGCAGGCAUGGGACCUCUACGAUCAACAACAGGCCGAUCAAGUGGUGGAUGCCUUCAGCAGCGCGGGUAUGAAACUGGAACUGGCUUUUUGAACUCGUUGCCCUGACUGUCCUGUCCUAGGCACCCCUCGUCCCGAGUCCCUCUACCGAUUUUUGCAGCGCAUUCUCAUCCAACAAGGCAUCGAGUACAUUGUGGCCCCUUAUAGUGCUGCAGCU